Molecule: messenger RNA, 855 nt
Organism: Danaus chrysippus (African queen)
Lineage: Eukaryota; Metazoa; Arthropoda; Insecta; Lepidoptera; Nymphalidae
Source: the annotation of a GenBank genome assembly
AUGAAUACUAACGUAGAUAAAUUUAUAAAAAUUGAUUUAAAUAUAGGUGAUCAGUUAACAUCGAUAUCUUGUGGGCAUAUAGUUGUGGAAUUAAUAAAAUUUCUAGCAUAUCAAAGACUACAAAUUCCGUAUACCUAUCCAUGGUUAAAACAGCUUAUAACUAAGAGAAAGGCAAUUGAAAAUAAAAAGGAAAGUUAUCAGUCCGAAAGACAUUUUCACAUAGCAUCCACAGCUUUAGAAAAUCUUGAUUUUAUCAUUAAAAGCCUAUUAAAAGAAAUUGAUAGUGCCGUAUUGCCUGAAGAAAUUUGCAUUGCAUUAGGUGCGACUCCGGUCAGUUGUAAAGAAAUAUAUAGGAUCCUUAUGCCCCAUGCAUGCCAUAAACCUCAGUGCCAUUCCAACAACAUUGCAAGUGACCAAAAAAUACAGAAAAGUGUAUUUAGAAAUUUAGUGACAUCAGACAAAUUGAGCAAAGUAUUCUUUGACAGUCUUGCACCUACUAAUAUGUAUGUAUUUGUCAAGAAGAUCCCUUUAAACAACCAAGAUGUUGUAUGUAGUGAUCAAUUUGUGCUUAUUAAUGGGUAUAAAAUACCAAAAAGCUGUAAAGUCAUUGUAUUGGACUUCAGAAGCCAUAAUCCCGACAAUAUAUCAUGUUGCAAUAAGUUUGAGGUUUUUGGGGAUGUAAUCAGCAAUAGUAUUGGGAAUUUAGUACUCGAUGAUAGUACACAAGAGAAUUACUUUAGCGAUAUUGAAUCAUCAAAUAAAGUUAAAUGGUUCCAGUCAAGUUAUGUUAUGAAAGGAUUCAAAGAUUCCUUCAUCAACGGCUGUUCAGUAACCAAUACAUGGCUAGAUUCAUGA